GAAGCUCACUACUGCGUGUCCCGCAAGCACUUUGCGAGCGAGCAGGGCUGCAAGCUCCGGGGGCUGCAGCCUGGGAACUACAGCGUGCGGAUCCGUGCCACCUCCCUGGCUGGGAACGGCUCCUGGACUGAGCCCACCUACUUCUUCGUGGCUGAUUACUUGAAUGCUCAGCCUAAUAUUGCUGUUAUAAUCGUUCCCAUUAUUUUUGCCAUAAUCAUUGCUGGAAUUAUUGGAGCUGCUUAUGUGCUCGUGAAAAAGAGACAAACUGAAGGACCAACUGGACCUCUGUAUGCAUCCUCCAACCCUGAGUACAUCAGCGCCAGCGAUGUGUACGUCCCCGACGAGUGGGAGGUUCCACGGGACAAGAUCACUCUCCUGAGGGAGCUGGGCCAGGGCUCCUUCGGGAUGGUGUACGAGGGGAUCGCCAAGGACAUCGUGAAGGGAGAGCCCGAGACGCGCGUGGCCGUGAAGACGGUUAACGAGUCGGCGAGUCUGCGCGAGCGCAUCGAGUUCCUCAACGAGGCCUCCGUGAUGAAAGGCUUCAGCUGCCAUCAUGUGGUUCGACUCCUUGGGGUGGUCUCGAAGGGACAACCUACUCUGGUGGUCAUGGAGCUGAUGGCACAUGGGGAUCUGAAAAGUUACCUUCGCUCUUUGAGACCUGAUGCUGAGAAUAACCCUGGUCGCCCACCGCCGACGCUGAGGGAGAUGAUCCAGAUGGCCGCGGAGAUCGCGGACGGAAUGGCCUACCUGAACGCCAAGAAGUUCGUUCACAGGGAUCUCGCGGCUCGGAACUGUAUGGUCGCAGAAGACUUCACUGUAAAAAUUGGAGAUUUUGGCAUGACCAGAGAUAUCUACGAGACGGAUUACUACCGCAAGGGAGGCAAAGGGCUGCUGCCCGUGCGCUGGAUGGCCCCCGAGUCCCUGAAGGAUGGUGUCUUCACCACCUAUUCUGAUGUCUGGUCGUUUGGUGUUGUCCUUUGGGAAAUUAGCAGUUUGGCAGAGCAGCCCUACCAGGGGCUCUCCAACGAGCAGGUGCUGAAGUUUGUCAUGGAUGGAGGAUACCUGGAUCAGCCAGACAGCUGCCCCGAGAGGCUGCACAGCCUGAUGCAGAUGUGCUGGCAGUACAACCCGAAGAUGCGUCCCACCUUCAUCGAGGUGAUCGAGAUGCUGAAGGAGGACCUGCACCCAAGUUUCCACGAGGUCUCGUUCUUCCACAGCGAGGAGAACAAACCUCUGGAGACAGAGGAGUACGAGAUGGACUUUGAGAACAUGGAGAGCAUUCCCCUCGACCCCUCCUCGUACUCCCAGAGGGACAAAGCUCUGGGCAGGGACAAUGGACCCUCCAUGGCCCUCAAGGGGAACUAUGAGGAGCACAUACCUUACACUCACAUGAACGGUGGCAAGAAAAACGGGCGGAUUCUCUCCAUGCCCAGGUCAAGUCCUUCCUAACACUUCCUGUUCAGCCCAAGGGUUGUGUCUGCUUUCCCCCUCCCCCUUCCACAAAUCUCAGGACUCUUGUUAUUGCUGCCACAGUGUAUGACACACAUCUACAAACUCUUCAGAUUUUUAAUCAUGUUAUGAUUAAUUUUUAUUGGUUUUUUUUUUUUGUUUUGUUUUGUUUUUUUGCCAAGUUGACUGGUUGUCAGUGGACUUAUCUGUGAACAUAAAUGGAAGAGGUUUCCAUGGCUGCUGUCCCUUCUGUAACCAUGGUUUCACAACAGGAAGCGACCGUGUGAGUUCAACUGCAGGAGAAGCAUCAACGUUUGCCAA
Molecule: messenger RNA, 1770 nt
Organism: Acanthisitta chloris (rifleman)
Lineage: Eukaryota; Metazoa; Chordata; Aves; Passeriformes; Acanthisittidae
Product: insulin receptor-like
Exons: 9
Biological process (GO): positive regulation of kinase activity; multicellular organism development; positive regulation of MAPK cascade
Cellular component (GO): insulin receptor complex; axon; membrane
Molecular function (GO): insulin receptor activity; ATP binding; insulin receptor substrate binding
Source: RefSeq, a predicted model, not a curated record